AUGUCCAUUCAGAGUUUCUUACCACAAUACAUUGAGCACAAUACUGUUGGAAAUUUGUACUUUGAGCAGCUUCCUCCACAAAUACUCCUAAUCAGCGUAGUUUACCGUACAAACCAUGAGCAUUUUCACUAUUUCAGUAAAAACCUCGAGUGCAAUGAUGGAACAUCGUACCCAGUGUCUGGCAUCAGUACACGUGGAGUUGGCUCGCACUUGUCAAAUUCCUCGGACGACGAACUAGACCCGCAAUGUUGUGGUGCUUUUACAUCGGUCUCUGACGUAUUUCCACCGCGACCACCUGAAAGCUCCACUGAAUCACCUUCUGUGAUAAUCAAGAAUAGCGAGGUCUCACCAAACGACUGGGAAGAACUAUCAGCUUUCGACUGGCCACCAAAUGAAACGAAUAGACAGGCAAAAGUUGAAGAACUUUCGAUGGAAGAGGCCCUCAAAGAAGCACAAACGGAACAAGCGUCCAACAAAAAUAGUGAGACCGUCCCAGAUGGUGCAUUGGAGGACCAACUUGAAGCAAAGCAGAGCGCCGCAUUUGAUUUACACUCCUCACUCGCCUCCUUUUCAUGGGCCCAAUCUCUGUUUGCGCAAUGUGCUCGGGAAGAAUUAAGCCAGCCAAUUAGAGCGGAGUCAAUACUGGAUCAUCACCUUUCUCGUGUUUGGCGCAAACGAGCCAGAUGUAUGUUGGCUGAAGAUCGACUGGAAAGACAGGACCGUCGGAUACGAGAAAGAAGCCCUGAGGAAGUCCUGUCUAUCCAUCAAGUUGGGAGAUAUCCCAAUGGAUGCACUCCACAUCUUGAUCUUAGGCUAUCAAACCACUUGCAGUGUAAAAUGGACUUGAAA
This is a messenger RNA of Opisthorchis viverrini, 849 nucleotides long. RefSeq lists its product as hypothetical. The transcript is spliced from 2 exons. The annotation marks the transcript as partial. The record is from RefSeq and is a predicted model, not a curated record. NCBI's taxonomy places the organism in Eukaryota, Metazoa, Platyhelminthes, Trematoda, Opisthorchiida, Opisthorchiidae.